Messenger RNA from Suillus bovinus, 1972 nucleotides. RefSeq names its product squalene epoxidase-domain-containing protein. Gene Ontology annotation, biological process: ergosterol biosynthetic process. Bases 466 to 1872 code for a protein of 468 amino acids. NCBI's taxonomy places the organism in Eukaryota, Fungi, Basidiomycota, Agaricomycetes, Boletales, Suillaceae. Gene Ontology annotation, cellular component: membrane; endoplasmic reticulum. The transcript is spliced from 5 exons. The record is from RefSeq and is a predicted model, not a curated record. Gene Ontology annotation, molecular function: squalene monooxygenase activity; flavin adenine dinucleotide binding.
CAUUCGGAUCGGACAAUUAGCGGCACCUAAGCUCUCCUGAGUACACAUGCAAGUGACGGAAAUUCCAUAAGGAGACUAGAUGUCUUUGUUCGCUCCUACUGUUCCAGACCAGCUGCCUACCUGACGUGGCGCCAGGACAGUCGAAAUACAAUACCACCGAUCUUCUUAAUGCAACGGACGAUGAUGCCGCAUCAUCAUGACAUACGAGCAAGGCACCAGUCGAGGCAGGGAUGAAAGAAAGAUAACAGGGUUGCAUGAGGAGGCUGAAAUCCAUUUGCAAAUUCAUUGGCGCGCGUCACGUUCUCCCUAAUGCGGCAAUAUUUAUUAUAUGAUAAUCUUUUCAAGCCUGUGCGGAGAGUCAUGUUAAUGCAUCGCAUGGGUGCAGGUAUUACCCAAACAGAAACGAUAAACCUUUUCUGAUAAAUACCCCGGUACGCAUUGCUUGUCGUGAUUCUUCAUUCCGCCAUGCUCCCUCCUUCUCCCCCUUCUUACGACGUACUCAUCGUUGGUGCCGGUGUAGCAGGGCCGGCCCUUGCCCAUGCCCUUGCCACAAAAACAAUUCAAAAACGCAAGACUCCUUUGCGGAUAGCUCUACUCGAGCGGUCCUUGUCCAAACCAGACCGUAUCGUCGCUGAAUUGCUCCAACCAGGUGGCGUUACCGCCCUCAAGGAACUUGGUCUAGAGUCAUGCCUUGCCGAAGUCGGCUCUGUUUCUUUAUCAGGUUAUUACGUGCUGCGAGGGGAGAAUGGCAUCUGCGCCUCAUUCCCUCAAGGCCAUGAUGCCAGAGCUUUCGAUCACGGGUCAUUUAUCAUGUCCUUGCGCGACCGCGCACGCAGAGCGCCCAAUGUCGACAUCAUUGAAACCACAGUAAACAGCCUCAUCGAGCACCAGGACACACAUCGUGUAAUAGGUGUUCGCGCCACCAAAGCGGGUAGUCAGCCAGAGUCAUAUUUUGCUGAUCUCGUCAUUCUCGCGGAUGGCUCCUCAUCCAAAUUCAGAACCGCCGUCCUCGGGAACAUGCCGUAUGAACCUUCGCAAAGGGGUUACUUGGCAGGUCUGAUCGUGAAAGACCUAAAGCUGCCGGUGCCAAAGUACGCAACUAUGAUUGUACUGAAAGGCGCUGGACCAGUCAUCCUUUUUGAGCUCCCCAACAAUGAGUAUCGGAUGCUGAUCGAAAUGAAGGAGUCGCCGCCAGAUCUCAAGGAGCAUGUAUUGCGCGACGUCAUUCCUCAGCUUCCAUCAUCGAUACGCCCAUACAUUCUCAAUGCUCUGGAAACGUCGCGUCUGCGAAAAGUUCCGCAUUUUUAUCUUCCAGCCAUAAAGCAGGGAGAAAGUAGCAAGCCAGGGGCGUUCCUUUUGGGAGAUUCAUUAAAUAUGCGCCACCCGCUAACUGCGGGUGGAAUGACGGUCGCAUUGAAUGAUGCGGUCAUCCUCUCUGAUCUUCUGGCCAACGUCGAGAGCUUUGCCAACUGGAAUGAAAUAUCGCCCAUCCUUCGGAAGUGGCAUCAACUGAGAAAACCGCUCGCGGGCACUAUCAAUACCAUGAGCAUGAGUUGGGCUGGUCUAUUUGCUGCCGACGGCGAGGCAUUUGAUAUUAUGCAGGAAGGAGCAUUCAAAUUUUUCGGGAAAGGUCCCGAGUAUUCCGAGGGACCUAUGUCGUUAGCAGCCGGGAUCACAAAGUCUCCCUUACUACUGGCACAAAGUUCUCUCGCCAUUGCGAUUUACUCCAUUUGGGUGUUGUUCACCCACCCUAGACCUGGAAAUAAACAUGCUCCGCAAUUUUACGAAUACCCAAUGCUUUUUGUUAAAGCACUGAACGUCAUAUGGACUAUGGGCAUGGUGAUGGGGCCGGUGUUAUGGGCGGAGAUGUGAUACCCUUGAGACCUAUAUCAGAUCAAUAGAGACUUCUAAUAUUAUGCCUCAUGUACACGUACGAUUAAUAUAUUCUUCCGACUCGCACAAACUUUGCAAC